Xenopus laevis (African clawed frog) is the source of this 1477-nucleotide messenger RNA. It is a transcript of the gene hmx2.S, whose product is annotated as H6 family homeobox 2 S homeolog. Gene Ontology annotation, biological process: regulation of transcription by RNA polymerase II; regulation of DNA-templated transcription. The record is from RefSeq and is marked provisional. Gene Ontology annotation, molecular function: RNA polymerase II transcription regulatory region sequence-specific DNA binding; DNA binding; DNA-binding transcription factor activity, RNA polymerase II-specific. Gene Ontology annotation, cellular component: nucleus. Lineage: Eukaryota; Metazoa; Chordata; Amphibia; Anura; Pipidae.
CCCACUUCUCUCUCUACACUGUCCCCCCAGGAUUGGCACCCAGACACCCUGUAAGGAUGAGCACCAAAGAAGAGCCCACCAAGCCCACCCCAGGCACCCUCUCCAGCUUCACCAUCCAGUCCAUCCUGCAGGGCACCACAUCGGACAGAGGGCGAAACGUUGCCAGGGUUUAUACCAGGGAAACUAUCUCCUGCCAGCAGUCAAGCCCCAGCACCUCUUCAGAUGAGGAGGAACAAGACGAAUCCUGGACGGUGUACGGUUGUAACUGCCCCGACCCCGGGGAUAAGGAUUCCAAGGGCCAAGCCCCCAACCCCUGCGGUGCCCACAGGUGCCCUAACAGGACCCAGGGAUCCUUGCCCAGCAAUAAGAGACUGCAGAUGCCCUCUCCUUCCCAGAAGGACUACACAGAGGAGAAGGACAGCCAUUACCCCCAGUCUUUAGGAGAAAGGCACAAGGAUGUAGUGGACAACAUGGGCAACUCAAAGAAAAAGACCAGGACAGUGUUCUCUAGAAGUCAAGUCUACCAGCUGGAGUCCACCUUUGACAUGAAGAGAUACCUGAGCAGCUCAGAGAGGUCCUGCUUGGCUUCCAGCCUUCAGCUAACAGAGACCCAAGUCAAGACCUGGUUCCAGAACCGCAGGAACAAAUGGAAAAGGCAACUUUCUGCUGAGCUUGAGGCUGCCAACAUGGCCCAUGCAUCAGCACAGACUCUGGUGGGAAUGCCCUUGGUGUUCAGGGACAACUCCAUCCUAAGGGUUCCAGUACCCAGGUCCAUUGCCUUCCCUGCCCCUCUGUACUACCCCACCAGCAACGUCUCCCUACCUCUGUAUAACCUGUACAACAAGAUGGAAUACUGAUUCUACUGAUUCCCACCCCAAAAAAAGUUUGUCAGGACCUGAUCUUCCUUCAGCUGCUACAACCUACCUACCCAUCUCCAAGUCUGUGAAUGCUGAUACAGAGCAGAAGCAACAAAAUACACAACGUGUAUUCACUAGGCUUUAUUUUAUUUGUCGGGUUAUUUACGGGCACUUGUUUAUGUAUUAUUCUAAUACAUAAUGUCUAAAACAAAUAGAAUUAUAUAUAUAUAUAUAUAUAUAUAUAUAUAUAUAUAUAAAUUAUUGCAUCAACUUGUAGCAGGCAUGAAAGAUUUUGACAAGCAGCGUUUGGUGUUAUCUAACGAAAUAUUUCCUGAUAUCUUUAAGGAAAAGAAAAAAAAGUCGAAUCCCCUGUCUUCUCCAGUUUAUAUAAAUCCCAUUCACCUGUGCUGAUAAUGCUGUCCUAUUAACUGCUAUGUUCUAAUAGCAAAAGAGACUGUUGAAACUGUAUUUUUACAGGGUUAUUUUCUUUUAUUCGUUUUUUUUUUAUUAUUCCAAAAUGGAAUCAGCAUGUGAAUAUUUCAUAUGUUUUAUCAAUAUAUUUACACUUCCCUGUAUCGCCCAGAUUAAUGUCAAUUAUUAAAAAAGAGUAUUAAAAAUAA